AUGAGUUCCUCAACAAUAUCAGUCCAGGAUGAAGAUGCGGUCGAUACUCAAGAACGUGUGGAAUGGUUAAAUCGUUUUUUGGCGAGGACUUUCUUCGGCUCAUCUUGUCGCCAUUGUAUUGAUGCAGGUUAUCAUUUACAACAUAAACAAUUCAAGAUUUACAGACAUGUUUAUAAGGAUGUUGUAGUUCUUAGUGACAUGAAAAACUACUUGGAUUGCUCACAAAUUCAGGCAUAUAAGUGUAACCAACAUCUGGUAAUAGCACUAAAGCCUCUGCCUCAUUCUGGAGCACAUAUAAAUGAUGAGACUGCAUGCACCACAUGCAAGAGAAGAUUGCUUGACCCAUCUUCAAACAGCUUUUGCUCUAUUUCCUGCAAGGUCCAUGGAUUUUUUACAAAGGAAAAAUACUCUGAUUCUCCAUUCCUGUCACUUCCAUCUGAGAAGAAAGAAAAACGCCCAAGGAAAGUCACCCCUCACAGGGCUCCACUUCAAUAA
This is a messenger RNA of Impatiens glandulifera, 495 nucleotides long. RefSeq names its product protein RGF1 INDUCIBLE TRANSCRIPTION FACTOR 1-like. The transcript is spliced from 5 exons. NCBI's taxonomy places the organism in Eukaryota, Viridiplantae, Streptophyta, Magnoliopsida, Ericales, Balsaminaceae. The record is from RefSeq and is a predicted model, not a curated record. Bases 1 to 495 code for a protein of 164 amino acids.